AUGAUUACUGAUUCUGAAGCUCCAACUUACAAUUUUAACAGUGAUGAUGAAGCACCAUGUGAAUAUUUGAAUGACUGUUAUGCAAUAAGUGAAGACACAUUUUCCUUUAAAAUUAUCAAGCAAUUGGGAGAGAAUUACUAUAGUCCAGGAAAUGGGAAUAAAGUAAAAAUAAUAUAUUAUGAGUUAGGUUAUGAGGACAAAAUUACAACUGCUCAAGUAUACUUAGGGAAAAAUGAUAAAUUACCUUACAUAUGCGAAAUUGCGGCAAAAUGUAUGAAACCAAAGGAGGUCUGCAUUAUACAGGCUCCGAAAUCCUUCAAAAAGAUUUUUAAAAAUUCCGAAAAAAAGAGCAAAUACGAUAAAAAGGAUAACUUUAGAGUUGCCUUUAAAAAAGCCCUUAGAUUUAAACAAAAAUGUGUUGAUCAAUAUUCAAGCUUUCAUACAGUUAGGCAAUUUAAAAAGAUUAAGUUAAAUUCUAUCGAUAUAGAAUUGUUACUAAAAAGGAAAAAACAAAAAAAAGAAGCAAAUACAGAAAAUGAUCAAAUUAGAAAAGAAACUGCAACAAAUGACAAAAUAGAAACCAUUCCUGGAAUGCUUCCAAAAAAGAAUGAUGAAAAAUGUAAAGAAAAAAUGCAGCUGGAAGAGAUGCAUGAAAAAAGCGAAUUCUUGACACUAGAUGACAUAAAUGAUGUAAGAUAUAAAUUUUUAAAAGAAGAACAUCUAUGUACAUUUAUUGUUUAUUUAAAAGAAUUUCGAAGAGUUGAUGCUUUAAAUGAUGAUAAAACGAUAAUAAAAGAAGUUAUCAAAGAAGGAAAAGGAAUUAUUACGCCAAAAAAAAAUGAUUACAUUGAUUUUUUUAUAGAAGAGGGAAAAAAAAGAGAGUACAUUCACACAGUUUUUGAUGUAAAUAAUUUAAAAUAUAGAGGACUAUUUAAAAUUUUGCAGAGCAUGAAAAAGAAAGAAAUGUCUAAGGUUAUUCUCAAAGGUUUAGAAUGUUUUCAUAUAUAUUAUACAGUGGAAGAUACAAGUAAAAAUUAUGUAGGAAAUAUAGGAGAGAACGGUUCAGAUACCCCCCAGCAAAAUAAAAGGAACCCAAUACAUUUCUCAAAUGUUAAUAAUAACAAUAGUAAUAAUAAUAAGAAGAACACAUGCGACAAUAAUAGCAAUACUAGUAGAAAUAAUUGUAAUGAUUAUAAUGGCGAGGUACACGAAACAAUAGUAAGCGGAAUAAAUGGAAGGGGAAAUCUUGAAAUAACGAAAAGGAAUGACACAUUUGAAAAGGUAAAUAAUACGUAUAAUACUAUUCGUGGUGACUUAACUAAUCAGAGGAAAGAAAUGUUAAUAGAAGUAGUUGACUUUAAGAAAUCUAAAACGAUUAAUGUCACAUCAAUUAUCAGCAUGAACCAUAUAGAAAAGAUGCUAUUUUAUGUGUAUGAACAUGAUAAAAAAAAAAAUUUUAAUAAUAAACCUAUUAUUGAUUCCGAGUGUGAAUUGAUAAUUUAUACGAGUAUAAGGAAAGAUAUGGACAAAAAAAAAAAUAAAAAAGUUUAUUUGCCAUUUCAUUUUUGUGAUAAUAAUGAAAACAUUAAAAAAAGCAAUGCGUAUUUUCUUUUUUCAUAUGGAUCUUGUUUUACAACACCCUUUUGGUUUUACGAAUGUUUCAAGGGGUUAAAAGAAGGAGAUGAAAUAAUUAUUCCCUUAACAAAAAAUAAAAAUAUUUUUUCAGAAAACCAGUUUAUCUAUCAUUUACUAUAUGAAGACAUUGAACAUAAUAAUAUAAACGAUAAUUCAUCAAAUAAUCCAGAAUUCAAUCAACUGAAUAUAGGUUCCCCAUGUAUUAACGAAAAAAAACAAAUAGACAAUUCUCAAAAUAAUGAAUGUAAAAUUAAAGAUCCUAAGGACAACAAAAAUGAUUUAGAUGAAGGCAACAAGAUAAUAAUCGAUCAGCAUUCUGCAAUGAAAAGUAAACGAUUAAACGAUCAAAAAAAUUUUGUUCAAUUUUUAAUUUACAGUAGAAAUAGAGGGAAAGGCUGUUUUAUGAUAAAUGGUUUAAAGAAACGACAUGUUAAUCGUUUUUGUGAAGAUUUUUUCUCAUUACAAAAGCUUUUUAUCGAUAGAGUUAAUUACAAAAAUGAAAUAGUAAAUAUGUCCGUUUGUUGCAGAUCUUUUGAAAAAAUUAAAAGAAAAAAAUUUUACAAAAGAAUUACAAAUAUUCAUAAAAAAAAAAGGCAAUUAUUAACGAAAACAAUUAGGCAUAAAAGUAAGAAUUUCAAUGAAAGUACUUCAAAUGACAAAUAUGCAAUAGAAAAAAUGAGGAAAAGAAGGAAAAAGACAAAUCACAUUUCUUACUUUAAACGAGCAUUAAAAAAUGUAUACUUCGAUAAAUCAUUUUACGAAAAAGAUGCUAUUUUAAAAAUAAAGAUUGUAAAAAUUAUUUGUAAAAAAAAAGAUCCAUGGAAUAUGAACGUAUCAGAACAAAUUGAAAAUUUAAAUAAUUAUAAUGAAAUGGGGAAUACUUUUAUCAAAAAAAAAUUAUACUACGCUGCUUCACUUCAAUACAAGAAAGGUUAUGAUAUCUUCCGUUUUUCUGAAAUAUAUAAUUUAAUUUUUGAAGAAAAGAAAUUAAAAUUUUCAGAUCUUCAAAAAGAGGACAACGUAAAAGAACUUGUACAAUAUAUGGAAAAAAUAUUAACUAACUUAUCAAUUUGUUUUUAUAAAUUGAGUAACUACAAUGAAUGCGUUAAAUAUGCAGAAAAGGCAGCUAUAAUAAAUCCACAAAAUGUAAAAUCCAUAUAUUGGAAACAUAUGGCUUAUUUACAACAAAAUAAAUAUGCACAAGUAAUACAGAACUUAAAUAAUUCUUUUUGCUUAAACAAUUCAAUAUUAUUAAAACUAUAUAAUAAUGCUAGGAUAAUAAAAAAGAAACAUGAUGACAAUUUUAAUUCACUCUUUUAUGCUAUGUAUGAUCAAAAAUGA
This is a messenger RNA of Plasmodium malariae, 2976 nucleotides long. RefSeq names its product conserved Plasmodium protein, unknown function. Lineage: Eukaryota; Apicomplexa; Aconoidasida; Haemosporida; Plasmodiidae. Bases 1 to 2976 code for a protein of 991 amino acids. The transcript is spliced from 6 exons. Gene Ontology annotation, molecular function: protein binding. The record is from RefSeq and is a predicted model, not a curated record.